AAUCAAUCAACAAAACACCGCGACCGCGCUCUUUGGCUAUUGGCUUUUUUCUUUAAAAGUGCUUUAAUUAUUGAAUUUAUCAGUGAUAUUCUUGCAAAAAGUGAAAGAUGAGUGGGCCGAACGGUAUGCUGUAUGGCGGCGACGAAAUAGGCGCGCUUGUGUUCGAUCCAGGACACCAUUCUUUAAGAGUUGGUUACGCGCAAGAAGAUACUCCGAAAGCUGAUAUUCCAGCAGUAGUCGGUGUAGGGCCGGCCACCCACAUCCCUGAUGCUGAAGAGAAGGUUCCCGACGGCAACAUCACCCAAAGCGGAACAAAGGCUGGAAACGAGUUGCGUCACUAUAUAGAUGUCACGGAACUGCAUGUGCCCCGUCCUGGUAUGGAGGUUCAGACUUAUAUGAAAGACGGACAAGUUGAUAACUGGGACCUGUUUGAAAAAAUGCUAGAUUACUGCUAUGCUAAGGUAAUACGUUCCCCUUCUGAACACCACCCAGCUUUAUUUACCGAAGCAGUAUGGACUACCCGCCCUGCCCGUGAGAAGUUAGCCGAGUUGCUAUUCGAGAAGUACCAAGCGCCAGCGUUCUUUCUCGUCAAGAAUGCUGUUUUAGCAGCAUUCGCUAACGGCAAGUCUACCGCUUUGGUUGUGGAUGCAGGGGCUAGUCAGACGUCGGCCGUGCCUGUCAUAGAUGGGUACGCUUUAGUCAGUGCCGCAGUGAGGUCCCCAGUGGGCGGUGACCAUUUGGCUGCCCAAGCCAAAACUAUGCUUACAAACAUGCACAUACAAAUGCUGCCCAUAUAUAGCAUACAGAGUAAAGAAGUAAUAAGGGAGAGGGAACGAGCUCGGUACACAUUGAAAACAUUACCAGCUGGACUGACUCAUUCUUGGCAGCAAUAUAUGCUGAAGAGACAAUACGAGGACUUCUGCCAUUGCGUGGCUCAGGUUUCAGAAAGUGCAUACGAUGAACGAACAGCAGUCUUAGUACCAGGAGUACAUUAUGAGUUCCCCGGUGGUUACCAUCAGGACUUCGGUCCGGAGAGAUUCAAGCUGACCGAAUGCUUGUUCGAACAGACUUUGGGAGCCCCACAUCUAGUGACGUCAGCGGUAUCAGCAUGCGAUGCGGACGCGCGCGUGGCACUGUGGGGCUCCAUAGUAAUGUGCGGGGGAGUGGCGGGAGCUUCUGGAUGGGCGGAACGAGUGGGACGGGAGUUAGCCAAUAGGGCUCCGUCCUCGCAUCGGCUGAAGACCCACGCCCCUCCCGCGCCGUUGGAAAGGCGGUUCGCAGCGUGGAUUGGUGGAUCGAUUCUGGCAUCAAUCGGUUCUUUCCAACAGAUGUGGAUAUCGUCUCAAGAGUACGACGAAGGUGGGAAAGGGCAACUCGAAAGAAAAUGCCCGUAAGGUCGAAAUUGCCUGCACAAACUCAAAUGAACAAUAUGUAGUAAGCUUGAGGCAAACUUGUCAAUUCUUUUUUUUUAUUCAAAUAAACUAGCGCCCCCCCGCGACUUCGUACAUGUGAUAAGUUUACCAAUGGACAUUAUGAACAUAUUAUUUUUUCAAACAAACAAAUCACUUGGUGGAAUUCAUUUCCCAUUCGUAACUGUCUGUAACUCCAUCAGGAAAUUCAGAACCAAUAUUCAUUCAUUAUAAACAUCAAUAGUUCUGUAUGAUACAAUAUUGUAUAAUCUGUGUUCGAUCGGAAUGGGAAUGUAAAAUAAGCUACGUUUGCAAAGCAAAAUGACACUUAUGUCCAAGGCAUAGAGUUUAAUCGAUAAAAAAGUAUUGAUUACUGGUAAAAGCCACCUAUUUAGCGGUAGCGUAAUUGUCGGUUCAUUCGCCCGGAUUGCGAAGGGUGCGGGUUCGAGUCCCGUCUGCUGUCAGGUCCGCGCGAAAUUUUUUCUAGUAAAAUUUUCUUUUAGAUUCAAUCUAGCAGUUUUUUAUUUGAACACAAGUGAUGUUUUUCUUUGCAGCUUUGUGAUUUUGUCACAGAAUCCUAUGUGGUGUGUGCUUGUGUAUGCGAUUUGUAAAAUAACUUGUUUUUAGUGUAGGUAAAUCUUAAUUUAAUGUAACUGGCUGACGAAUUACAUUAUAGUAUUAAGAGAAGAAUUUGUUUUAUUCUAUUUUCUAUUCUAGUCUCUAUUGAUAGAUUUUUUUUUUACUGUCUGCGCAGGAAAGGUUUGGUGGCGCAUCCUAUGUUU
Chilo suppressalis (striped riceborer) is the source of this 2191-nucleotide messenger RNA. NCBI's taxonomy places the organism in Eukaryota, Metazoa, Arthropoda, Insecta, Lepidoptera, Crambidae. The record is from the annotation of a GenBank genome assembly.